Molecule: messenger RNA, 789 nt
Organism: Linnemannia hyalina
Lineage: Eukaryota; Fungi; Mortierellomycota; Mortierellomycetes; Mortierellales; Mortierellaceae
Source: the annotation of a GenBank genome assembly
AUGUCCGCCUCAUUGUCGUACCUCGAGCGUUCCAAGCUCCACUCGAACCCCACAGCCAAGGCCUUCCUCGAGCUGAUGGAGCGCAAAAAGUCGAACCUCUCUGUCGCUGCUGAUCUCAACAAGAAGGCUGCCUUGAUUGAGUUGGCCGACAAGGUCGGACCCUACAUCUGCUUGCUCAAGACCCACAUUGAUGUUGUUGAGGAUUUCGAUCAGGAUUUGGUUGACCAGCUUACUGCCUUGGCUAAGAAGCACGACUUUAUGAUCUUUGAGGACCGCAAGUUUGCCGACAUUGGAAACACGGUCAAGCUUCAGUACGGUUCAGGAAUCUACAAGAUCGCUUCUUGGUCCGACAUCACCAACGCCCACAUGGUCCCCGGUGAGGGCAUCGUUCAGGGACUUCGCGAGGUCGGUCUCCCCCUGAACCGCGCUAUGCUCCUCCUCGCCGAGAUGUCGUCCGCUGGCACGCUCGCCAAGGGCGACUACACUGUCAAGACGGUCGAGGUUGCUCGCAAGUACAAGGAUUUCGUUGUUGGUUUCAUUGCGAUGGAGAGAUAUGCUGAUAAGGAGGGCGAUGAUUUUAUCUAUAUGACUCCUGGAGUUGGAAUGGACCAGACUUCGGAUGGGAUGGGCCAGCAGUGGAAGCAUCCUCGGGAGGUUGUGUUUGAUCGUGGGUGUGAUGUUAUUAUUGUUGGUAGGGGAAUUUAUGGAGGUGGACGGGAUGCUGCCAAGGAGGCCAAGCGGUACCAGGAGGCUGGAUGGAAUGCUUAUGUCGAGAGAAUCUCCAAGUAA